Molecule: messenger RNA, 760 nt
Organism: Danio aesculapii
Lineage: Eukaryota; Metazoa; Chordata; Actinopteri; Cypriniformes; Danionidae
Product: myelin and lymphocyte protein-like
Exons: 4
Coding region: 48-512 (154 amino acids)
Biological process (GO): myelination
Cellular component (GO): membrane
Molecular function (GO): structural constituent of myelin sheath
Source: RefSeq, a predicted model, not a curated record
CAGCAUUUCUUGAGCAUUCGUUCUACCUGUGCUGAAAGGACACACAUAUGGCAACCAACACAGGCCAGAUGGGUUUCUUACCAAGCGGAGGGGCUAUUUUCUGCACCAUUCCUGACAUCCUCUACCUUCCAGAGCUCAUCUUUGGUGGUCUGACGUUGUCACUGGUGGCAUCUACGUACCUCCUACCUUACAACCCUCAGGCAUACGUGAUUUCUGUGACAAUAUUCUGCUUCAUUGUUAGUUUCUUCUGGUUGAUGGUGUUUGCCUGUGGGUCUCAUCGUAACAAAAGUUCCUGGGCAAGCGCAGAUGUAGCAUACCAUGGAUUUGCCACACUCCUCUAUCUCAGUGCAUCUGUGCUUUUAGCUUUAAUAACCAUUGGGUUUGCUCAAGUACAAAACCAAAUCACACUUAUUUACCAGCUGGACGUUGCUGCAGUGGUGUUUUCCUUCCUGACCACUUUGCUGUAUUUCAUCCACACCAUUUUCUCAGCCAUCAGAUGGAAGUCUUUCUAAAAACAUCUGCACUCUGACCUCUGACCUCACAACUGACCUUUUAAGCAUGCUAUCUCCAAAAAGCAAAAGACAUUCAAGUGAUAAUAGUGCAAAAUGGCUGUUCGCUCUUCACCUUUAAAAUGCAUAUACUAUGUAUUUUCUAAAACACUGUCUGCUGGUAUUUUUUUUUUUUUUUUGUAAAUUGUUCUCACCUAAAGUAUAAAUUAUUACAAUUAUGACUUGUAUAAUAAAGGAAACGAUUAAUAAUC